GCGGGCCGCCCCCGGCGUUCGGAAGCCGGCGGCGCGGGGCGGCGGGAACUGAGACAACUGUCCAGCUCUCCCCUGAGAAUGAUACAAAGUAAAUAUAGGAGUUCCUGAGAAAUAACAGUGUGAAUGAGAGAGGCUCUCUGCAGUAUUUAGUGUCCAGUUGUGCUGGCUCCAAAGAACAGCAGCAUCGCAAUGCCCCCUCCUGCUGAUAUAGUGAAGGUGGCAAUCGAAUGGCCGGGUGCCUUCCCCAAGUUGAUGGAAAUCGAUCAAAAAAAGCCACUGUCCUCUAUAAUAAAAGAAGUCUGCGAUGGGUGGUCUCUUGCAAAUCAUGAUCAGUUUGCACUGCAGCAUGCUGAUAGUUCUAACUUCUACAUCACAGAAAAGAAUCGCAAUGAGAUAAAAAACGGAGCAAUCCUUCGAUUAACAACAUCUCCAGCUCAAAACGCACAGCAGCUCCAUGAGAGGAUCCAGUCUUCUAGUAUGGAUGCAAAGUUAGAAGCACUGAAAGACUUAGCCAACUACUCACGGGAUGUUACAUUUGCCCAAGAAUUUAUAAACCUAGAUGGCAUCUCUCUUCUAACACAAAUGGUUGAAAGUGGCACAGAACGAUAUCAGAAAUUGCAGAAGAUAAUGAAGCCCUGCUUUGGAGAUAUGUUGUCCUUUACACUGACUGCAUUUGUUGAGCUGAUGGAUCAUGGGAUUGUAUCGUGGGAUACAUUCUCUGUGGCAUUCAUUAAAAAGAUAGCAAGCUAUGUGAACAAAUUUGCCUCAGACAUCUCUAUCUUACAACGGUCACUAGCCAUCCUGGAAUCAAUGGUGCUCAAUAGCCAUGACCUGUACCAGAAGGUGGCACAGGAGAUCACAAUUGGGCAGCUAAUCCCACAUCUCCAGGGGACAGACCAAGAAAUCCAGACGUACACCAUUGCAGUAAUAAAUGCACUUUUCCUUAAAGCCCCGGAUGACAAGAGGCAGGAAAUGGCAAACAUUUUGGCACAAAAGCAGCUCCGCUCCAUUAUCCUAACUCAUGUUAUCAGGGCACAGAGGGCCAUCAAUAAUGAAAUGGCGCAUCAACUUUACGUUCUCCAAGUACUUACAUUUAACCUUCUGGAAGACAGAAUGAUGACAAAAAUGGAUCCACAGGAUCAAGCUCAACGGGAUAUCAUAUUUGAACUACGAAGAAUUGCAUUUGAUGCAGAAUUGGAACCUAACAACAGUAGUGGCAGUAUUGAGAAGCGCAAAUCUAUGUAUACUCGAGACUAUAAAAAACUUGGAUUUAUUAAUCAUGUAAACCCAGCCAUGGAUUUCACACAGACUCCUCCAGGAAUGCUAGCCCUUGACAAUAUGCUGUACUUCGCUAAACAUCACCAGGAUGCUUAUAUACGGAUUGUCCUGGAGAACAGUAGUCGAGAAGACAAGCAUGAGUGCCCGUUUGGCCGAAGUAGCAUUGAGCUCACAAAGAUGCUGUGUGAAAUACUGAAAGUAGGAGAGCUACCCAGUGAGACGUGCAAUGAUUUCCAUCCCAUGUUCUUCACACAUGACAGAUCGUUUGAGGAGUUCUUCUGCAUCUGCAUUCAGCUCUUGAACAAGACAUGGAAGGAAAUGAGGGCAACUUCCGAGGACUUCAAUAAGGUUAUGCAGGUAGUGAAAGAACAGAUAAUGAGAGCACUCACUACCAAGCCUAGCUCACUGGAUCAGUUCAAGAGUAAGCUUCAGAAUCUCAGUUACACAGAAAUACUGAAAAUACGCCAGUCUGAAAGAAUGAACCAGGAAGAUUUCCAAUCUCGUCCAAUUCUGGAACUGAAAGAGAAGAUUCAGCCUGAGAUCUUAGAACUGAUCAAGCAGCAGCGUCUCAAUCGACUUGUGGAGGGCACCUGCUUUAGGAAGCUGAACAGUCGACGUCGGCAAGACAAAUUUUGGUAUUGCCGACUUUCACCUAAUCACAAGGUCUUGCACUACGGAGACUUGGAAGAAAGUCCCCAGGGAGAAGUACCCCAUGAUUCCUUGCAGGAUAAAUGACAUUAUCAGCAGCUCUUUUAUGGAGACAGAGAGCAGAGAACAUUUCCUCAUGUCUUCAAAUACUGCUGUCCUAGUUUUGGCAAGCGUAUAUGAGGACUGAGCUCAGCUCUGCAAUGAGCUUGUAAUUUCAUUCAAUUUGGAAAUGUCGUGCAUUUCAUGGAGAGGAGCACAGUUUAUUUUCAUUCCUCGUCUAACUGCAGAUGUCACAUUAAAAUAGUUUGGCAUAUUCAGAAGCGCAUCCUGUCCAUGGAGACAGCUGUUUCUUCUGUUGCAAACAAUCUAGUGACUGGCUGAAAAAUUAGAGGUCUUUUUGGAGGAAAACGAGGUCUUUUUCAUUAUCAUAGCCAGUGGGUUUAAAGACAACACCUUGCUUUGAACAAUGCUAAAAAGACUCCACAUUACUUUGUUGGGAGCGGACGUGCCUCUGUGACAGCCUCUACCAGUAGAUUUCUUGGGAUAUUUUGUAGGGACUGAAGUCAUUUUGGAGCCCUUCAGAAAAUCACGCUCUCUCGAAAAUUUAUCCUUAGUCCUUCCCCAUAACUUGUAGAGGUUUAACCUGGAGUUCUGGGAAGGUAUUUUUGAAGUCUGAGACAAUGACUGGUAUAGUUCCUUCACCAGAAAAUGAUAACAACAAAAAAAACAUAUCGAAUAAGCAAUCAUUGCUUUUUAUUCAUGUCUGAACUGCCAUAAGUAAUAAAUGCCAUUCCUGUCAUCAUCAAAUCAGACCAGCUUGUACAAAAAUUCAGGUUGGUAGUUCCAUUUCUAUUGUGGAAGAACAAAAAGAAUAAUUUUUGUACAUGAUAGAAGUUUCUUCAGCCUGAAAAUUGAGAAAGAAGAAAAUCAGUGAUUUAAACUUUUCUUUGUAUUGGUAAAACAAAGACUUAUUUCUCUUUUCUGAUCCCCAACCUAUCUGCAGGCUGUACCUUUUAAAAAUUUUAAGUGCUCCCAAACUCAGGCUGUGAGAGAAAGAAGAACCUGUCUGAUGUUGAAGCCCUGUCAUUUCAUAGUCACAUUCACUUCUUUUCAAUACCUUCAGAAUGCCUCAGGCUCUCACUGCAGUCUUGGCAGAAUGUAGGACAGGGUCUCAUAUUGCUACAUUGGCACUGCAAGAUGCUAUUUUACUGGGCAAGGCUUGGAGAAAUAGCUCUUGAAAGUUACAGUAGUGUCAGAAUGACAGAAAAAGAGUGAAGGUCACACUUGAAUUGCAGGCGCAGUUAUUGGACCAGCAGUUCUCAGAUUUGUUUGCUUUGAGCAUAUUUCCACAGUGAAAACCCCAACCCUGACUACAGGCUUCACUUUACAUUUGUGUUUCCUGCAGGCUCUUGAGCCUCUAUGGGAAUGCCAUUAUCAUGUUGGGACAGCAGAUUUACAGACUGUGAAGAAUGUAAGAUUUAUCAUUGUGCCUCCCUGCUAGAGUUUGAUAAAAGAGAGUUGGGAAUAUUACAAGAUGUAAGAUUAUAAAGCAUCGUUAUCAUUCCAAGCAUGUCGAGCCAAACUGGAUUGAGAAUUUGGCAGAACACCUUCCAAAAAUACCCAGGUGUCCUUUGGAUACACUUGUAUUGAAUUUUGGAUUGUUAAGGUCUGAAUAUGAUGUUUAAGAUUGUCCUUCACGUACAGAAUGCAAUGGCUUGCAUCUCUGAGGAAGGAUAUGCCUGUAGACCUUCUCAUUCUUCUCACUUUUCCUGAUCAUUUUUGGUUGUUAGGAUUUGUGAACAGAUCAACAGAUGAAAGAAAAUAGGUGGAUGAGAAGCUGGAGGGCUGAGACAAAUAACUGUUUUGUGUACUCCUUGCCAAGCUUGAAUAUCUUGUGUCUAUUUCCAAAAAUAAAUGUUUUUUACUUAGAAUUUUUCACUUCUGUGGGUGUCAUCUCUCUCUUCAGGCUGGCAGGGUUAAACAAACUGCAGAUUCCAGCUGGGACAGAAAGCAGCUGUCCUCUUUUUCAGGGCUUUAUUUGUUGUGAGCGUGGCACAUCUGUGCUCACACCCUUCAGCAUUUUGUAGUCAGCUUCUGAUACCACUUCAAGCCUUCCAGGUUUUAAUGCUAUCAUGCUGUCCUAUAUAUAUGAUGCUUUUCAGAGUCGCAGUGGUAAUGGAUAAUUUAUAGAUUGUAGAAACUUUCUGUCGCUCACUGUCCAUACUGUAUUGUGGAGUGUAUAGAUUCUCCAUAAUGUAAUCAUGAUUGGAAAAUUGAAUUCCACUUGAAGCUCAGGGAAAUGUAUGUUUUAGUGACCUCACUAGAUUUACUCUGUGAAUGUGUGUGGGUGACAGCAGCUUCCAAAACUUUUUCCUACCUUUUUUUUUUUUUAAAUGGUUUCUGAUCAUUUUUCUUUUUAAAGCAAUUGGAAUGGGUUAUUUUAAGCCUCGGGAGGUCCUCAUUCCUGUGAAUACUUGAAGCAACUAAAAUGCUGAUGGCAGUUAGGUAAAGAAAUACUUAUUUGUAAAAUGCAUGUAGGCAUUAACAGAAGGGCAGCAGCAUCGACAGAGAUCAGGGGUCCAAUUCACUCAGCAUCCUCUGUUUAGCAUGGACUUCACCCAGAGGCCCUGGAAGGAGUAACAGGACAGGCAGGCAUAUUACAUUAAUAAGAGAGAAAUCAGUAUAUGUUGUUAAGACAUACAAAUACACACAAAGCCUGUCCAGAUGCAGAUGCACAUGUAUAUGAAAUGCUCUUUCCCAGGGUAGCCUCAACAGGCAAGGAAAGACUCAGCUUUUUAUCCACAGUCUGAAAUCUUGUCAAGAAUUGUUAUUGCUUCUUCUAGUUGUUUUGUUACAGUUUUCUUUCUUACAACAGGCUGGAAAUGGCAAGGGGUAACAAUUUUAACACAUUAGUCUUGGCUUUUUUUAGACUCUGUAGCUUCUACACAUCUUGGUUUUAACUCAUUUUCUGGUUUUGUUUGUUUUUGUUGUUGCUUCUCGGAUUUUUGCUUUA
This is a messenger RNA of Tympanuchus pallidicinctus (lesser prairie-chicken), 4939 nucleotides long. RefSeq names its product engulfment and cell motility 1 (gene ELMO1). The coding region runs from base 190 to 2013 and encodes 607 amino acids. The transcript is spliced from 21 exons. NCBI's taxonomy places the organism in Eukaryota, Metazoa, Chordata, Aves, Galliformes, Phasianidae. Gene Ontology annotation, cellular component: plasma membrane; guanyl-nucleotide exchange factor complex. The record is from RefSeq and is a predicted model, not a curated record. Gene Ontology annotation, biological process: cell motility; actin filament organization.